GUGGGAUCAUGGCAGGGCUGGGCUCGGAUCCCUGGUGGAAGAAAACCCUUUAUUUGACCGGGGGAGCUUUGCUGGCCGCGGCUGCGUAUCUGCUCCACGAACUCCUGGUCAUUAGCAAUAAAAUGAAGCUCUGCAGAAAUACGAAGGUACAUUUUAUAAACGCCUAAUUGGUUUAUGGGUAACAGUGCUGGAAUAUUAAGUAUUAACCUCAUCUCUACAUAAAAGGUUAGUUCUCCCUUACUCCUCUCUAAAUGUCAACAUUAUUAAGAGGCUGCAGUUGCAGAAGCUUGGAACCUCCAGUCGCUGUUAAAGAUGCUUGGCUAAGUAGCCCUUGUUCAGUUUUGAUGCAGCCUUAACCUGCUUACUUAUCUGCUUAUCUGGUGUGGAACUGUAAGUGCCUUCAGGUUUAAAUGCUAUUGUUGUGUGCACGGUAGGAGAUCCGAGGGCAGCAUUAGAACAUGGGGUACUUGCCAUAACAGGGAGUCUCCCUGGGCUGUAAACAGUUUCAUGGCUGCCUGCCGCAGAAUGUGUACAGGGCUGACUCGAAACUUAACAAUAAACGGAGGCCCCCUGGUGUUGGUCUUACUAGUCCCAUAGGUCUUUAGCGGAGUAGGUGAUACCACAGAAUACCGAGACAGUCUUUGGUUAACUGCUACGUCCGUUUAUGGUUAAAAUUUCCCUGCAUUUGGGUCCCCAGUCACUGGAGAUUAUUGGAGGCAGAAGAGUUUUGAGUAGUUCAGCAUUUCUCUUCUGCCCAGUAUUUUCUGGAGGGGCAAAGAUGUGUUAACACCACUUUCCCUAGAGGUGUGGUGACUAGAAUAUAGUGAGUAGAGGCAUACCGUGCUAGGUUCUAAAGUGGCUGGUGACCUCCAGUGGGCUGAUGGGCGCUCCAGGAGGACGCUGUGAUAGCCCGACAGUGUUCACAUUGUUUGUUGGUUCUGAGAGGGUAAGAAGUCAGCUAGGUCUGAGAAAUUGUGUUGGCUUUCCUAUUAUUUAGCCACAGUGGAAGACUGGGUGAGAGGUUUAAGUUCGCCACAUCUCACUUAGCGCAUUGCCUCAAAUCUACUUGAACCAAAUACAAAAGUUUUAAAGUGAAAUGUCUCCAAUAUUAAUUAAUCCCCAUAUGUGCCGCCUUAGAACUCUGUUUCAAGUCAGGCUCUGUCCAUAUAGAGAACUCGCACACACCUCUGCAGCACUUUAAACAGUAGCUAGUUGUAUCCCGACUUUAUUUCAAUCCAAAGCCUGUGGGGACUGACUCCGCACCAUGCAGCUUCCUGACAUUUUCCCAGUUGUGGAGAGUGAACACUUCAUAUAAUUGAAUCUAAAAUGUGGCCUAGAUGACCUUGCAGAAAUAAUGGGGCUUUGGGAGCUCACUUUGGAAAAGACCACGCCCUGGAAGCUUAGGAUCCUGGACACUUUUAAGUCCUCUGCCCACGUUAGGUCCUUCCUGUUUAUGGUGACCACAAAUCUCAGCUCUGGAUACUUCCUUGGAUCAAGAUGUCUUAAGAUCCCUGUUUAUUUAAUUUUGUUUCUUGAGAAAUGAGUUGAUAAACCUUAUUAUAAUGCAAGCUGAAAGAAGGCUGGCAAAGUUUUCAGAACUUGUUAGGACUCUGUGCGUGUGAUUGCAAGUGUCUUUAACAACUACCACUCAAGAGGAGAAUGAAGUUAAGGAAUCUGCCCAAGACUAUGCAGAAACAGGAGUGAGCCAGUAUGGAGCCUGGCUGCUUGUGAGAAAGGGCUCACUUUGAGGUGUUUUGUUGAGGAAGAGAGGAGAAGAACAGGGGCAUUUCCUAGGAAGACAGGCCUGUGGUCAAGAUGCAACUUUCUGCUAGCUUCCAAGAGCAGAGAGUAAGGGACAGACAGGAGCACUGAAGACAGGCUUCAGAGGGUACAGGACAGGAAAACUGCCACUUGCUCUGUAAUCUAAGCUUCAACUGUCUGUACAGUGUAGGCAGAAAAACAAAUCAACACCUGAAAUGUGGGGGAGGAAAACAUAAUGUAAAAUGUUCGCACUGUCAUUCAUUGGCAGCUCUCAAGCCUUCCCUACCGUGCCUGGAACUUUCUGCUGCCCAGGUUAACCAUAGUCUGUGACUUUGUCUCAUGAGAAAAUGAAGUUGUCAGGCCACUUAAGAAGCCUAAUUAAUGAAUAUAAUCAAUGUAUUUAUUUCUAGGAGGAAGCGUGGGUACUUGUCUGGGAUAUUAUUUCGAGUAUCUGUAUUUUCUCUACUGUUAUAUUUUUAAAUGAUUAUUGUCUUAACCCUUUGUUUUCCUCAAGUGGAAAUGGCCUGGCAUCUAUAAUAAAUUUACUCAGGCAUCUGGAUAUUUGCUUAUAAGCUCAGUGACUAAAUAAUUCUUCAUUCCCUGGAGCUCAUCUACGCUUUGGUACUCCAGCUGAAGAGUCUCUAUCAGAUCUCCACAAGUGACUCAUGCUUGUCACAGAGGCAUGGUCAUCUGUGGUGUCCUUAGAGCAGGGCAGGACCUAGUUAGUCUCUUAUUCGGUGGGCCAGCUGGCCUCUGCAGGUGUUCUCUUUUCAGAUCUCACUCUAAGGUAAUUUUAUGAAACACACUGCACAGGAAGCAACUCAGCUAUCUGACCCUAAACUAGGGGGUGGGUCCUGACAAAUAGGAGGCCUAUGGAGCUGCAGGAUUAUCUGGGUUCAAAUUUGCUUCUGUAUUUAGCCAACCAGACACUGUUGGUGCUAAUAACUUCUUAAUUAGUAUCAUCUAUAGAGUAGAAAUAAUACUAGUGGUCUUCCUUUUCCAGUUGACUUAAUAUGUAAACACAUGUGAACUAUGUAGGACAGUUUGCCAUGUGGGCAUUCUAUAAAGAUUAGCCAUCACUAGUAAGCUGAGCCACACUGGCUGGGUUAAUAGAACUAACCAAGAAAUUGCCAGUUUUCUUUUCUUUGGAAUUUUGGGAUCUGGAGUUAUUUCAAACUUGAUAUAUAAUACCUUUUUUUCAUUUGUACUAGGGAUUGGACCCAGUGUUCCACCUGUGGAAGCCAAGUAACCCAGCACAGAACUAUGUCCUCAUCACCUCACUCCACUUUUGGCAUUUUCUUUCUUUCUUUCUUUCUUUCUUUCUUUCUUUCUUUCUUUCUUUCUUUCUUUCUUUCUUUCUUUCUUCCUCCUUUCCUUUCCUUUCCUUUCCUUUCCUUUCCUUUCCUUUCCUUUCCUUUCCUUUCCUUUCCUUUCCUUUCCUUUCCUCCUUUCCUUUCCUUUCCUUUCCUUUCCUUUCCUUUCCUUUCCUUUCCUUUCCUUUCCUUUCCUUUCCUUUCCUUUCCUUUCUUUUCCUUUCCUUUUUUUGUUUUUGAGACAUGGUCUAGCUGAGUUGCCUAGCUUUGCCUUGAACUUGUAGUUUUCUUGCCUUCUGAAUAGCUGGGGUCUACCGCCAGGCUUGGCCUGACAAACUUGAUCUGAAAUUGGUGUUCCUUGGGCAAGUUACAUUCUGACUUUUAAAUUUCCUGCCUACUAUGAAAUGUUAGUCUGGUGUCCCAAAUUUAAACUUUAAGAGUCCUCAGUUUAGAGUGCUAUUAUCAGAGUUAAGUGGGCUAAUAUGGAUCGAGUCUAUAAAGUCAUUAGCAAGCUGGCUCCUGACCAGCAUCUAUUUUGACUAUGAGAUGCCUAAGUGAACCUUUAGAAUUCAACUCUUCUGGCCAGUAGGGCAGAGGAUUUCAUAUUUAUCGCCUUUUAGUUCUUAAACUUUUGACCUGCUAAUUUACACAAAACACUACUUUGUGUUGUGAAUUAUUUUAUUGCGUAAAGUCAGUUAUGAAUUGUAGAGUUUGUGUUGUCUACCAACAGUCCAAAUAAGUCCUGGAUUUUAAUAUAUGGCCUCCCACACAUUUCCUAUCCAGGAAAGUCUUUGUUUUAUAGUAAAUGUUUUCAUUUUUUGGCUUAUAAUUUCAGAACGAGUCAUUCUGAGUUCUUUAAAUUGACUAGGCCCCUGGCUGGUGAACCUCAAGAGAACUUGUUUUAGGAAGUGGAGAUGCUGAAGCUGGCGAGCACCGUGCAGUGAAGGUGACAAACCAUGCCUGCUUGGCCAGAAGUCGGUACGGAAUUAAGCCGGAACGUGGAGAGGAAAGUGGAAGCUUAGGGAGGACCAAGCCUCGACAGUGGAGUUCAUCUGACAGGGAAAAGCUAGGCAGACUACAAGAUGGAAUUGUAAUAGGUUUCUGUGGAGUUUAUUGAGUCAGAUUUGGUGAACUGGGAAGAGUUUGUAUGUCAACAAAACCAUAUCUUGUUGUGUAAAAAUAAAUUCUUCCACACUUUCAAUGCUUAAUAGCUUACUAAAUGUUUACAGAUACUGUUUUAUUUAAUCCUUGUGAUUAUUAAUAUAGAAAAGGAAAUAGAAUGUUUGGUAUCAGACUCCCCGUAGAAAUGCAUCCUGUCACAGCAGACCCAUCCGGUUAUCACCUCAUUGUAUUGGGAAGGGUCUGUUCCGAUGUGUUGUAUAAGGCAGGCACAUAGGUUUUGUCCAGUUCUGCAAUGUACUGACAACGUGACUGUCUCUGCUCCCAGCAUUCUCUGUAGCUCAGGCAGGCCAUAACUGUGUGAUCCUUCUGUUUCAGCCUUCCAAGAGCUAGCAUUAAGGGCCUGACGUACUAUGCUCACCUUCUAGAACUUGCAACCAUAAAAUAUAUGCAAUAUGUCUACUUCAUAAGGUUGUUUUGAAAGUUAAAUGAGAUAAUACCCAUGACAUCAGAAUGCUGCAGAAUCAGGUAGAACACAUAGUAAACCCAAAACGCCUCCUCUUUGAGGAAACCUGAAGGUAAUCCUCUUGCCCAUAGGCUGCAUGUAAUGGAAGCAAACUGAUUUGUAGUUACUUCCCAGAGCCACUGGAUUAUAGUCAUUUCAGAGUGUGUAAGAACCUCUUGCAUGUCUACUAGGCUUAUGUUCUCUAAACAGGGGAUGAGGUAAGACCUGCACACACACUUCUGCUUGUUCACAGAGGACUCCAACCCUACAGGGUCCCCUUGAGGCCCUAAGACAACAACACAAAGCUAACGUGCAGGGUGUUCUUUAUUUCUGUUUUGGUUUUGACAGGAAACAGCAAGAGCUUGACUCCAAGGAUGCUAUUAUUUUACAUCAGUUCGCAAGACCUAAUAAUGGGGUCCCCAGCUUAUCUCCUUUCUGUCUGAAAAUGGAAACCUACUUAAGAAUGGCUGACCUACCCUAUCAGAACUAUUUUGGUGGAAAGCUCUCUGCUCAAGGGAAAAUGCCUUGGAUUGAAUAUAACAAUGAAAAAGUGUCUGGCACAGAAUUCAUAAUCGACUUUCUGGAAGAGAAACUUGGCGUGAACUUAAACAAAAACCUUGGCCCUCAUGAAAGAGCCGUCUCAAGAGCCGUCACCAAGAUGGUGGAAGAGCACUUCUAUUGGACGUUAGCUUAUUGCCAGUGGGUGGACAAUCUCAAUGAGACCCGGAAGAUGCUGUCUCUUAGUGGUGGUGGUCCCUUCAGUAACCUGCUCAGGUGGGUCGUGUGCCACAUAACAAAAGGAAUUGUGAAACGGGAGAUGCACGGCCACGGCAUUGGCCGCUUCUCGGAGGAAGAGAUUUACAUGCUGAUGGAGAAGGACAUGCGGUCUUUAGCGGGGCUUUUGGGUGACAAGAAGUACAUCAUGGGGCCCAAGCUUUCCACUCUUGAUGCCACUGUCUUUGGGCACUUGGCACAGGCAAUGUGGACUUUGCCAGGGACGAGGCCGGAGCGGCUAAUCAAAGGGGAGCUGAUCAACCUCGCCAUGUACUGUGAGAGGAUCAGGCGGAAAUUCUGGCCCGAGUGGCACCAUGACGAUGACAAUACCAUCUACGAGUCCGAGGAGAGCAGCGAGGGCAGCAAGACGCACACACCCAUGCUGGACUUUAGCUUCUACUCAAGGACAGAGACCUUCGAAGACGAGGGGGCUGAGAACAGUUUUUCCAGGACGCCAGACACGGAUUUCACGGGACACUCUCUCUUUGAUUCUGACGUGGACAUGGAUGACUGCACAGACCAUGAACAGUGCAAGUGAUGUCCCGCCACGGACCCCUCUUCCUUAGGAGCCACCACUCCCUGGGGUCAGUCUGGUUUCCCAGGUAGAAAUCCACCUGAGCUGGGAGGAGAUCUCCAAGCUUGGCUCAGUUUUAACAUGCUAACGGGACUAUAAGCCGCCUUAUUUCUUUUUUUUUGUACAAACAAAACACAGAACCAUUCAGACGGCUCCGUUUAAAACAGACCAAACAAAUAUCAGCAUGGUACCUGAAAUCCAUUUUUGUUUUCAUUAGAAAACCAAUAUUGUGUGGGAGGGCAGAUACAUGAGUGUGGGUUGUCACCUGAGUGUUGACAUUGAUCCUUUCCAACUGAGGACUCGAUCGUCAGGUGGAUUCUUGAGCAUCAGCCAUCUACCUGGGUUUUAAGUAAUAAGAGGUAUCAUCAGAAAACAUGUAGGCGGUGAUGUCCUUCAGCUGCGGCUGUACUUUGUGUGUGUACUUGUAUGUUGAGACAGAAGUCAGAUGAAGUCCGCCGAUAUUCAGUGGACAGAUAACCGUUAUAUGCGUGUGGCACUGAGUGGGGGUGCUAUGCAGCAGGAGUUUCGCUCUGAACCCUGCCAGUGACUAGCUGGGUGAUUUGGGGCAGGUCCUUUAACUCUUGUGUGCCUCAUUUAUCCCACCUGUAAAGUGGGCGUGACAAUACUCUCCACCUACCUACCUCACAGGGGUGUUGUGGGGAUUCGCGCAGCUGCAUUAGUAGAGUGCUUUAAACCUCCCGGAAGUGGUGCAGCACGAGCCAAUUUUAUUCUUCACUGGGCGUCAUACCUGUUAGGAUCUGCGGGCAAAGUGACUUCCAUAGCUGGGCAAAAAGCACAGUCACUCACAAAGGCUGUGCAGACUAAACACACUCAAAGCCAAUUAGGGCCGAGUCAUUCCUCUUUGUGGCUUGGCUGGAAGAACUUUGGAAGUAGCUUUGCAAAUCAUCGUCAGCUACAAUGUGGUCCUCCGCUCUGGGCCUUUACGGAACAGCGUUUCCUUCAUUGCCGAGUGCAUUGGCGUGUGGCUUCGCUGCCUCCCAAGUGCUAACGUGCCUGUUUAUUGAUUUGGAGAAGAUAAAGCUUAGGACCAUGGUGGGUUAACAGGGGUGAAGGAAAGUAUAGGAAAGUAUUUGACUGUUGUAGGCAGAAGCUUGUCAACUGUCAUGACUUUUUGAAGACAAAGAUGCAUUGGAAAGAGAAGCCUGGGGGUGUUCCUUGUGUCUGAGUCCCCUGCAGUUUCCUGAAUGCACCUUGUCAGGUGUCCCACUGUCUCUGGGUCAGAGUAGAACAGGACUGUCACCAAAUCUUAGGGCUUCAUAAUCUCUCAUCCCUUCCCAUCACCCCCCUCUCUCUUCCUCUCCCCAGAGCCCCUGAAUGGGUGGAAUGUGUCUGUAUUUGUCUCUGAAAACAGCUUUGCAUAGCUUAGUUCAUUUUCCAGGCAGUGGUUGGGCAAGUGGAUUUGUGGCUGUGGAUUUGGGCUGUAGGACUUAACUGCAAGUCAAUGACUUUGCUUCUGACCAACUGCGUAAAAGUUACUCCUUACUGGGUUGAUGAGGCCCCUCAAAGAUGGAAGUUUCUGAGAAAUUAAAUGCAUUUUGCUUGAAAAGCAACCUACUUUUGAUAUAGCUUUCCCACAAAAAUCUUUAAAGAGUGUUGUUCAUUUUCAAAGAGGCCAAGAGGGAGCGUUUUGAAGAUGCUUGCUACUUAAGCCGCUGUGGGGCGUAUGGAAAUGGGGGAUAAUGUUGAACUCUUAGGUUAGAAAGUCUUACCUGUAGAAAACUUAGCUGUAGAUUAUUUUCUGUUGACGCCACUCCUGUGUGGAGGGACCUGAUUGAUAAGUAGUCAGAAUAGGCUCGAGAAGCUGUGCUUGAUUAAACAAUACUUGUGUGUUGGUGUCAUGUGUGUGUCCCGUUUGCCUCCUGGUGUUCUGAGGACCUGGCGGCAGUUCUAUAUGACUAGGGAAAGUACUGAAUGGAGCGUGGAUAGGAUGACUGUGGACCUGACUGGGUACAAGUUUUCUUGUCCGCUCCCCUCUCUCAACUGGAAAGAAAUUCUUGACACUUUGCUUAUAACUGACUUAUUCUUCCUGUGUGAUGCUUUCCCCUGUAAGAAUGUUUUCAGUAUGAGUAUGUGGACUAAUAUCUGCUUUCUUGUGCAUUAUUUGGAAGGAAUCUCCACAGACAGGCAGUGUUUGUUGUUAAGUUGAAGGGCAAUUUAUUCCAUCCAGGCACCCCUAGAGGGGGGUAAUGAGUGGGCACUAUCAACUGGAGUCCUAGACACUUGGACAGCUUACAGCUGGGUACCUUGUAGAUACGAAUUUGAAUAGAAUCUGAGACUAUACCUCUGUUUCCCUCUUCCAUAUGGAUUAUUGAAACAAAAUGAUCAAGACAAAAAUCAUGGCUGUGUGGGUCCCUAAUGGGAGGGCUUUACUUCUUUAUGUGUUGCCCAGAUUUGAAGGCCUGUGCAGUUUGGUGAGUAGGUACUGCUUGUAAUGACAACAAUAAGAAACUAGAGGACGUUUUACUCGUUUCCUCAAGUCUUUCUUUUUUUCCUUCUGGAAAGUAAUGUAAGGGAGCACAAUCUUUUAUGUAAACUGAUGCUUUUGAUUGAGCAGAAAAUCCGAGGACCAAGGGUUACUUUUAAGUUUUUAUUAUAGAAACAAAGCUCCUUAUAUGUCUGUCUCCCAUUCCACACUCAGCAUGAGAGAGCAGUAGUUAUGAGCUCUGGAUCCAUCAGGGCAGUUAAAAGGACAAGGUACAUUUUUGCAGAAACAGACUAUGUGGUCAGAUUCUACCAUUUUGUUGUCCUAUACUCAGUUGUAACCAGUGACACACCAAGGCCAUGGCCACCACAUCUUUGAUCACAGACUAAGAACCUUUGGACUUGAACCGUUAUUGCAAUUUAGACUUCAGGUGAGUCUUGCCCGAGUGCAAUGGGAAAUGAGUAGGAGUCAAGGAAAGGAAGGACUAGAGUACUUUGCAAGUAGAGAACUGAAAAAAGUCUAGGACAUAACUGUAGAGGGGCCCUUGCAAGAGAGCUGCAGAGGUCAUUGCUGUCUCAAUCACACACUGUGUAGUUGGAGAAAGAGUAAGACCCACAACUGUCAUCUUUGACCUUGCCCUAGAGAGCUCUUGCCACCGUACCACCUUGCUUUGGCUUCCUUACACAAGCAUGUUCUGAACAGUUGCUCCCUGUUUCAGUACCAACACACCCGGGCCUCACUCUGAGUGCUGGAUUCCUACUACAUCUCUUUCGCCACCCACACCCAGCCAGGCUGGUUCAGGCCAGUUCAAGAGACCCUUCCUCAGUAUCUAUCCUAUGUGUAGCACUGCUAGGCUCUGUGAAUCACAAGAAGAUGGCUUUUCAAAUUCAACACUCCUUUUUCCGUCUUAACUUGUGUUCCCUUAGUCACUCGCUCACUGAAUCUGUACUGAGCAUCCACCCUGUGUCUGGCCCUGGGAUGCACAUUGGGUGUAGACUAACUGAAAAGGCAGACGGACACUGACUUCAGAGCAUCCUCUUUUGCUUAGAUUUGAGUAAUAACCUUCACACACCCAGACUCUUCCCAGAACUGUCUCACACAUUACCACGGGAGGAGUCUUUGGAACAAACUUUUGGUCUGUAGGGGGUCUCAAUUGCCUUAGGCUGAGGCUUCCUCCUUAGGGCUUGAUAUUCUCAGUUCUUUCUCUUGUCUCCCAUGGCUCUUCCACACACCCUCUAGUGCAACAGAUCCAUUUAUCAUUACCUCUACAUGCCUCCCGUAACCCACCUUUGGGUUGCUGGUCAUGCCAGCCCCUCUGCUGAAAUGCCCUACCCUCCGGCACUAAUCAUCAUCUCUUAAGGCCCAACUUCAUCAGUUCCGCAUGAAAAGCCCCCAACUUAUUAUCAUCCCCCCCUUUCCUCUAAAAACAAAAACACUUAUCAUUUCCUUCCCUGAAGGUUAGAUGGGAAAAGAGUGCUCAGAAAGUGGGCCACGUGCUAUAAGGUAAUGGGUUUUCAUUGUGUGUAUCAGUGCCUCCAUUGAUAAUCUAAUGAGAGUCCUAGGCUCUAUUCCCAGAAAAGUGUGCAUAUGCAAAUUUCUACAGUUUUACAUAUAAAUUCAAAGAUUUGGAAAGUAGAAUUGCUCUUUGAUUCCUCAGGGGGGUCCGCGGACCCCAGAUGAGGAGGUCUUGUUCUAAAGAGUCUCUAAACAUCACUCUCGGUGUUGUUCUUGUCUUUCACACAUCCAGGGAGGAGAGAAUUGGUAUGAGACAUGCAAGCACAAGUCUAUUGUUAUUCACCCUGAAUAUGUGCCGAGUGACAGAGAGGGAAGAAAGACCAGCUGCCUCACAUUGUCUGGGAAAAUAUCUUUAUUCAGACAGAGCUGGAAUUUUUAAGUUAUGUGUGUGUACAUUGUCUUUGGGAUGUACGCACCUUUGAGGGUAUACAAGCCCGCAUGGGGAAUUGGAUCCUGCUCAGCUGGAGAUAUGGGUGUUUGCAAGAAGUGGGUGCUGGGGUUAGAAUUCUGGUCCUCACAGGCUGGAGAAAUGCUUCGUCUGUUAAAGGCUAGGCUCACAAGCAGGAAUAUUAGGAUUCUGGACCUCAUAAUUGAGCAGCAAUCACUCAAAACCACUGAGCCAUUACUCUAGCUCCCAGAUUUACAAUUUUGAAAGCGAUAGAGUUUGUCAUUGUUGUCAUUGUUACUAUUUUUAGCUACUUCUGAAGUUGAUGUAGCAAAGUGAGUUCAGGACCAAGUCAGCAUCAUUUCUGCCCUGAAACCAACCUCUUCUGAGUGGCUAAGCAGUGGACUUGGGGCUGAAAGAAGUGGUUGGGUUUUUUUUUUUCUUGUGGAAUGAGAUCUAUGCAACAAAUUUUCCUGUGUUCAUCUUAUUAUGGGUCUAUUGCUGAUUCUAUUUUCCAUAAGAUGGUGAUGCAUUAUCCUGGUAGGGAACAGCUCAGUUUAUUCUUCAAUUUAAAAACAAAAAAUAAAAACAAAUAAAGCCAGAACAAAGUUAUCUUUAGUGCUUCCAACUGACCUGGGUUCCUUUCUGGGUGUGCAGUACUGUUUGACUAGACUUAGGACUAGUAUGCUGAAUAUACUAGGAAUGAAUAUUCAGUGGCAGU
Messenger RNA from Alexandromys fortis (reed vole), 11110 nucleotides. It is a transcript of the gene Faxc, whose product is annotated as failed axon connections homolog, metaxin like GST domain containing. Gene Ontology annotation, cellular component: cytoplasm. Lineage: Eukaryota; Metazoa; Chordata; Mammalia; Rodentia; Cricetidae. The transcript is spliced from 6 exons. The record is from RefSeq and is a predicted model, not a curated record. Bases 5144 to 6010 code for a protein of 288 amino acids.